Molecule: messenger RNA, 2609 nt
Organism: Loxodonta africana (African savanna elephant)
Lineage: Eukaryota; Metazoa; Chordata; Mammalia; Proboscidea; Elephantidae
Gene: ALOX5
Product: arachidonate 5-lipoxygenase
Exons: 14
Coding region: 96-2120 (674 amino acids)
Biological process (GO): lipoxygenase pathway; arachidonate metabolic process; hepoxilin biosynthetic process
Cellular component (GO): nuclear envelope
Molecular function (GO): protein binding; iron ion binding; arachidonate 5-lipoxygenase activity
Source: RefSeq, a predicted model, not a curated record
GUCCCUGCAGAAGUGGGGACACAGGGACGCGCGCACCGAGGCUCCCUGCGCUCACUGCCCGCUGCACCCUGUCCGUGGCUCCCGCGGCCGCUGCCAUGCCCUCCUACACGGUCACCGUGGCCACCGGCAGCCAGUGGUUCGCUGGCACGGACGACUACAUCUACCUCAGCCUGGUGGGCUCCGCGGGCUGCAGCGAGAAGCACCUGCUGGACAAGGCCUUCUACAAUGACUUCGAGCGCGGCGCGGUUGAUUCUUAUGAUGUGACGGUGGACGAAGAGCUGGGCGAGAUCCUUCUGGUCAAAAUCGAGAAACGCAAGUACUGGCUCCAUGAUGACUGGUACCUGAAGUACAUCACGCUGAAGACACCCUACGGGGACUACAUUGAGUUCCCCUGCUACCGCUGGAUCACAGGCGAGGGCGAGAUCGUCCUGCGAGAUGGCCGAGCAAAAUUGGCCCGAGAUGACCAAAUUCAUAUUCUCAAGCAGCACAGACGUAAAGAACUGGAAACACGGCAAAAACAGUAUCGGUGGAUGGAGUGGAACCCAGGCUUUCCCUUAAGUAUCGAUGCCAAAUUCCACAAGGAUUUACCUCGCGACAUCCAGUUUGACAGUGAGAAAGGAGUGGACUUUGUUCUGAACUACUCCAAAGCGAUGGAGAAUCUGUUCAUCAACUGCUUCAUGCACAUGUUUCAGUCCUCCUGGAACGACUUCGCUGACUUUGAGAAAAUCUUCGUCAAGAUCAGCAACACUAUUUCCGAGCGGGUCAUGAACCACUGGCAGGAGGACCUCAUGUUCGGCUACCAGUUCCUGAACGGGUGCAACCCCGUGCUGAUCCAGCGGUGCAGGAAGCUGCCUGAGAAGCUUCCGGUGACCACGGAGAUGGUGGAGUGCAGCCUGGAGCGACAGCUCACCCUUCAGGAGGAGGUCGAGCAAGGGAACAUUUUCAUCGUGGACUUUGAGCUGCUGGAUGGCAUUGACGCCAACAAAACAGACCCGUGCACGCCGCAGUUCCUGGCUGCGCCCAUCUGCUUGCUAUACAAGAAUCUGGCCAACAAGAUAGUCCCCAUCGCCAUCCAGCUCAACCAAGUCCCAGGAGAUAAGAAUCCCAUUUUUCUCCCUUCGGAUGCAAAAUAUGACUGGCUUCUGGCCAAAAUCUGGGUGCGCUCCAGUGACUUCCACAUCCACCAGACCAUCACCCACCUUCUGCGCACACAUCUGGUGUCUGAGGUUUUUGGCAUCGCCAUGUACCGCCAGCUGCCCACUGUGCACCCCAUCUUCAAGCUCCUGGUGCCCCAUGUGCGAUUCACCAUCGCCAUCAACACCAAAGCCCGUGAGCAGCUCAUCUGUGAGUACGGCCUCUUUGACAAGGCCAACGCCACAGGGGGUGGCGGGCACGUCCAGAUGGUACAGCGGGCCAUGCAGGAGCUGACCUACGCCUCCUUGUGCUUCCCUGAGGCCAUCAGGGCCAGGGGCAUGGACAGCACAGAGGACAUUCCCUACUACUUCUACCGCGAUGACGGGCUGCUGGUGUGGGAAGCCAUCAAGAAGUUCACGGCCGAGGUGAUAGGUAUCUACUAUGAGAGUGACCAAGUGGUGGAGGAGGACCAGGAGCUGCAGGACUUCCUGAAGGACGUUUAUGUGUAUGGCAUGCGGGACCAGAAGACCUCAGGCUUCCCCAAGUCCAUCAAGACCAGGGAGAAGCUGUCGGAGUACCUGACCGUGGUGAUCUUCACCGCCUCAGCCCAGCACGCAGCAGUGAACUUCGGCCAGUACGACUGGUGCUCCUGGAUCCCCAACGCGCCCCCAACCAUGCGGGCCCCGCCGCCGAUGGCCAAGGGCGUGGUCACCAUCGAGCAGAUUGUGCAGACGCUGCCGGACCGCGGCCGCUCCUGCUGGCAUCUGGGUGCAGUGUGGGCAUUGAGCCAGUUCCAGGAGAAUGAGCUGUUCCUGGGCAUGUAUCCAGAGGAACAUUUCAUUGAGAAGCCCGUGAAGGAGGCCAUGGCCCGAUUCCGCAAGAACCUUGACACCAUCGUCAGUGUGAUCGCAGAGCGCAACAAGAAGAAGAAGCUGCCCUAUUACUACUUGUCUCCAGACCGGAUCCCCAACAGCGUGGCCAUCUAAGUGGCCUCACUUUGGGAAGUCCUGCUCCUGGAGGCUGGCCAUGGUACCCAGACUCAGGGCAGGCCUCCCGUGUAGCUCACCCCUCAGGCCCACUGGAUUCCUGGGAAUUGCGCUAGGCCAAUUCGCCUUAAACCAAAGGCUGCCCCAGGGGAGCCACGUUGUAGCAAACCUCCUGUGUGUUUCCCCAUUUACUCCUAUCUUUUGUCAAUCUCAAACUUUGUUCAGUGCUUAGACACCCCAGGGAACCCCUCCUGCGCAGAGCAGGCCUGUGAGGCUUCCUGUCCUGUGCCCAGCUCAACACAUCCACACCAGGUAGCAACAGCGCGUCAGGCUAGCUGACGUGUUUAUUGGUAUUACAGACAUGAUUUUUGUUUUCUGUUCUAUCUAUUUAUGCUUAGUCCAAUAUUUUGCAUAUAGCAGGUGCCCAAAUAAAUUCCUGUUGGAUAAAUUAAGAAUUGGCUGUCAUAAAAAUAAAGUUAAUUUAAAACA